GGCCGAUAAGUUAUCAACUACCUGUGAUACCCAGACAUCCUUAUCAGCACCGUUGUCCGCAAGCGUGGGGCAAGCAUGGAGGAAAGAUGGAGUACAAAAGAGAUAUGGUUUUCGCCGUCGUGCGAUGUGUCAACGCAAGACGAACUAAAUGCACAGGAUGACAGGUGUUGAAGCGAAUUUGGUCAACGACGCUCAGUUUCCUCCUGGGACGAUUUGGUUAAGCGACCGCGAGAAUGAGCAAGUUGUACUCGCGCCGCAACCCACUUCUGAUCCAAAUGACCCUUUGGUACGUGAUAUGCGCACUCAGAUUCACAUUGCAGCAGUCUGACGGGGGAUGCUUUUGAAGAACUGGUCAGCAUGGCGGAAAACCGUGCAAAUGACGCUCUUGUCCCUUUAUGCGAUAAUGGUUUACGGUUUCCUCACCGUUUCCCCGCCAUUAUGGGCCGAUAUGAAUUCUGAAUUGGGCUUCAGUUACAGCACGCUGAACAACAGCUACGGUGUCAGUGCGGCGACGUUAAGCAUCGGUUGCAUCGUUUUCACUCCGUUUGCGAUGCGCUACGGUCGCAGGCCUGUCUAUAUCAUCACGUCACUCAUCAUAUUCGGAAUGGACAUCUGGUCUGCACGAAUGCAGAACGUACCUGAUCUGAUGCUGUCGAAUGUCUUCAUGGGCCUGGCAGGAAGCGUGAAUGAGUCUCUAUUUCAAAUGACGGUCAACGAUCUGUUCUUCGUUCACCAGCGAGGCUCUUUGAAUGGACUUCUUUUCUUCUGCUCAACGAUCGGCAACUACCUUGCCCCCGUAGCCGGUGGGUACAUCGCCAUAUCUUCACAAGGCUGGCGUUGGUCCUUCUGGUAUCUAGCCAUUUUCCAAGGCAUUAUCAGCGUGCUGCUGAUCUUCUUCCUGGAAGAGACGCAGUACGUUCCGGACGAUGGUAUCAAUGCGCAAGUCCCUUCAGGACGUAACGCUAGCAUCGACGCCUCUGCCGAAGAAAAGUCGGCCAAGGAAAAGCAGGACGAGAUCGAUGAGGGCAUCGUUCUCGAAAUCGGCAGUAACAAAAUUACGAGUCGGCGCAGGCUCGUUGAAAUCGACACAACCAUUCCCAUGCGCUCUCGCGGCCGGCGAUAUGCCAUGUACACUCUCACUUCGGUGAGUCAUUAUUCUUGGGCACGGCACUUGUAUCAACCGUUUGCAUUGUUGUACUACUUCCCAGCCGUUGCAUUUGCCGCCCUGCAAUGGGCCUUCUGCCUCGCAGCGCUGAGUAUCGUCGCCGUUUCUACGUCGAACAUCUAUCCCUACGCACCAUACAAUUUCUCCGCAGCCGAUGUCGGAAACCUUAAUAUCGCGCCGGCCAUUGGUUCCAUCAUCGGUGUUGCCUGGGGCGGGCCCAUCGUGGACUGGGCGAUCGUGAGACUAGCACGCCGGAAUGGAGGUCUUUAUGAGCCUGAAAUGCGAUUGGUUCUAUUUAUUCUCCCCGGAACUCUAAUGCCUGUCGGUGUUUUCAUGUAUGGCCUUUGUACCGCGGAAGGUAUGCAUUGGAUCAUCCCCACGAUAGGUUCCGCGUUGAUUGGCUUUGGUAUUGGUGGCACCGGCGAUAUUGCGUUGACAUAUCUGCAGGACGCGUAUGAGCUCGUCCUGCCUGAUGCCUUGAUCGGAGUAGCAUUUGUGCGUAAUAUCAUGGCCACUAUCUUAGUAUUUGCGAUUGGGCCGUGGUUCGACGGAAUGGGUGUUUAUAACUCGUUCGUUCUUCUGGGAUGUCUGAGCGUGGCAUUUAGCCUGUUGGCUGUGCCAAUGUUUUUCUUUGGAAAGAAAGCAAGAAUUCGGAGGAAGAACGAGUACGAGUACUAUGCUCAGAAGAUGUUUGUUGUAAAGAGAGGAUAGUACAAUUCAGUAAAAAACGAAUCCGACGCUCAUUUUAC
Molecule: messenger RNA, 1914 nt
Organism: Verruconis gallopava
Lineage: Eukaryota; Fungi; Ascomycota; Dothideomycetes; Venturiales; Sympoventuriaceae
Exons: 2
Coding region: 335-1876 (513 amino acids)
Biological process (GO): transmembrane transport
Molecular function (GO): transmembrane transporter activity
Source: RefSeq, a predicted model, not a curated record